Drosophila grimshawi is the source of this 3643-nucleotide messenger RNA. It is a transcript of the gene Orai, whose product is annotated as calcium release-activated calcium channel protein 1. The transcript is spliced from 3 exons. Gene Ontology annotation, molecular function: store-operated calcium channel activity. Gene Ontology annotation, biological process: store-operated calcium entry. The record is from RefSeq and is a predicted model, not a curated record. The coding region runs from base 1326 to 2909 and encodes 527 amino acids. Gene Ontology annotation, cellular component: membrane. Lineage: Eukaryota; Metazoa; Arthropoda; Insecta; Diptera; Drosophilidae.
GGCACCGCAGCUGCCCGCUUCCAAUCCGAAUCUCAACCAAAAUCACAGUCAGAAUUUCUCAAAGGCCCCCGAAUUGAUUGUCUAUUUUGAAUAUCACGCGCGCCUCCGUCGACAGUUCACCAAACAGCGCCAACGUCGGCGCAUCAAAAGCGGCGCAUCGUCGCACGUCGUCAGUCGUCGUCAGUUGCUUUCGUCCGUCGUUCUCGUCGUCGUAUCAUUUAGUUGUUAACUAGACGUCGUCGCGUUUUCGCACCAACAACCACCAAUCACCAGUCACCAACCAACCACCCACAAACACAUCACACAUCCCAGCCAAGAAACACGGAAAGCAAGAGCAAAAAAAGCAUCAAAGAGAGGCGACACACAGCGGAGAGAGAGAGACACGCAAUAAGACUGAGAGAGAAUGAGAGAAGCGCACGCAAGGAGCGAAUGAAGCGUCGAAACAGAAACAGAAAUGAAUUAAAUGUGUCGAACAGAGCCGAAUUACUAUUAAAUUUUUUAUUAUCGUUUCGCUGCUCGCCCUGAACUUGUCCCCGUGAUCGUGAUUAAUGCUGUUUAAGCUAAAAACAAAACAAAAAAACAUAUAAAAAGCGCCUAAAACGCGUCUCCAAAUUGAACAACGGCAAAGCGUGCUUAUUUUUGAUCGGUUUUUUGGCCUUAUUUAAUCCAUGCAAAUAUAAAUAAUAAAUAAAUAACUAAAGACGCGCUAAGCUGUGUGUGUUUUAUUGACCCAUGUAUUUUGCAAUUUUUAGAUACUAUAAAAUGUUUAUAAAUAAAAAGUAAAUAUUUAAAUAACCCACACACACAAAGAGAAAUUCAGCGAACGCAAAAAAAAAAAACUGCUGAUGCUAAAAUUUGCCAACAAACUGACAAUUAAACCUAGCCGCACACAGGUGCGUGUGUGUGUACUCGUAUGUGUUUGUGUGUGUAUGUGUGCAAUCGCUGAUCAAUUCUCAUGUGCUGUUGACAACACAAAUUCGCCCUGUAUGCAAUAAUUAAUUAAUAACAAGAGCAGCAGCAAAAAACGCUAUCAGCAUCGUCAUCAAUAAUAAGCUGAAACAAGGCGAGCAAAAAAAGCUCAAGUGGAAUUGACAAAUUAAGAGCAGCUCUCUCUCUCUCUCUCUCUGUCUUUGACGUGAGCUUUUAGGGCGGCUUAGAACUGUUUGAAAUUUUUCUUUCGAUUCGAAAUUUUGAAAUUCAAACAACAUUUUAUUAAUCUACAUAUGUGUGUGUGUGUGAGUGCGUGACCUGAUAAGCACACUUACAUAAAAUAAAGUGUGAGCAAAAAGGCAGAGCAUAAGAAAAAGAAAAAACAAGAAGUGCACAUGCGUUCCAAUUUCUCUGAAGUGCCGCUCAAACCGCCUCGACGCCAAAAGCUCCAGGACAAAGAGAGUGAGCGUGAGCAAGAGCAAGUGCACGAGCACGAGAGCGAACACGAAGACGAAUGCGAUCAUCAGGCGAGCGAGAAACUGUUGCCGCUCAAUCCCAGAAGCAUGUACUCAAAUUUACGCUAUGCACGCACAAAUCUCAGCCACAGCAACCUGCUGCUCAGCCAUCAGCAAAGCUCAUUCGAUGGCAGCGCACUCACAUCGACAGAGCGCACCGAGAGCAGCGAGACGCUCGAUACACCGUUAACCCGAGAGUGCGAGAGAGAAUGUUCUCAGCGAGAGAGAAUGCUCGGUUUGCCGCGGCAACUGUCUUCGGGUCGCAUUGUCGCCGGCGGCGCUUCGGUAAAUAGUCGCCGUUAUGCUUUGGCCAGUGCACUGCAUGCAACGGCAAAGCUGGCGGCCAGUGUUGAUGCCUACACAGCGGCAGCGACUGCAGCCGCCGCCUCUACAACACCAACCGAAUACAGUUUGUAUGAUUCAUGUCGCCCGCUAAGGCUUAAUAACAACAGCAGUCAGCAGCAACAGCACCAGCAUCAGCCAGCUAGCAAUCUCAGUCGUCACACCCACUCGGGUGCGAGCAGCAACGUUAGUUCGACGCGGUAUCUCAGCAACUACAGCAAUUUGCAUUCGAAUUCGCCGCACGCGAGCUCGAGACGCUUCAACGCGCAGCUAGCAGCGUCUCAACUGCCGUCGUCGCCGCCGCUGUUGCCAUUGCCAUUGCCAUUGCCAACGUUGCCAGCAGGUGCAGGGGUAUCCGCUUCAAUAGUACAGUCCUCGUCCAGUGCAUAUCCAUAUAAGUUACGCACGUAUCAAGAGCAACAAUUCUCUCGUUUUCAGCCACGCCGCAUCGCCCGCAGCAGCAUGUCGCAGUCCGGCGAAGAUCUCCAUUCGCCCACUUAUCUCUCCUGGCGCAAACUUCAGCUGAGUCGCGCCAAACUGAAGGCCUCCAGCAAAACAUCCGCUCUUUUAUCGGGUUUCGCUAUGGUGGCCAUGGUGGAGGUGCAGCUGGACAAGGAUACUGGUGUGCCGCCCGGGAUGCUGGUGGCCUUUGCCAUCUGCACCACAUUGCUGGUGGCGGUUCAUAUGUUGGCCCUGAUGAUCAGCACCUGCAUUCUGCCCAACAUUGAGACAGUUUGCAAUCUGCACAGCAUCGCGUUGGUGCACGAAUCGCCGCACGAGCGUCUCCAUUGGUAUAUCGAGACGGCCUGGGCAUUCUCCACACUGCUGGGACUCAUCUUGUUUCUGCUGGAGAUUGCGAUACUCUGCUGGGUGAAGUUCUAUGAUCUUAGCACAACGGCUGCCUGGUCAGCGGUUGUUGUCCUCAUACCGGUCAUGAUCAUAUUCCUAGCCUUUGCCGUGCACUUUUAUCGAUCGCUCGUCACGCACAAGUACGAAGUGACCGUGUCGGGUAUACGGGAACUGGAGAUGCUCAAGGAGCAGCUGGAACAGGAUCAUCUCGAGGUCUCCAACAAUACACGAAAUAAUGGCUUCAACUAUGGCGCCUCCGGUGAUAUUGUUUAGUCUCCAUAAUGCAAUCCCACACUAUAUAUAUUUGUAAAAUCUAAAAAGACAUAAUGUGCGCCCAGCGAGGACUGAGGAGAGGACAGUGUAGAGGAGAGGAGUGACGAGGGGCUGCACGUGCUGAAGCCAGACAUAAAUCUUUAGACUACAUAUAAAUGUUGAGUAAUGUGAAUUAUGUUUGUUGUGGCUAAAGCAAAUUGUGAUACGCAUAAGGCAAUACAUUUUUUGUACUACUUUAAAAAACUAUACACGAUAUUUUGUAUAUUAAUACUACAUAUAUAUAGUAUAUAUGCGAUUACAGUGGUCGCUGGCAAAUGUUUAGAACGAAUAAUAGUGCUAUUUACAGAAAGUAAGUCAAUUCAUUUUAAUAUAAAUAUUUUCCUAUUUCAUAAUGUAUUUAAAAAGUGUUCAAAAAUGUAGUUAGUAUUCCUGUUUUUUAAAUUUAAUGAUUCAAAUAUUCCAUGUGGAAAAGUUUUCUAAAACAAAAUCUUAUAAAUUAUAUAUAUAUAUAUAUAUAUAUGUACAUAUAUAUAUUGGUUUAAAUUUCAAAUCAAAAAUGUAUGAUUGUAAUAUAUGAAGCCCGAAUUAUAAAGCGACCACUGAAUGUGGGACUCAGUCUGUAAGAGUUAAGACAACCACACACAUUUAUUGGUAGGCCUAUGUGUAAGCGAUAUCUCGUCGUAAUUUAUACAUGCAUAUACUUAAUUAAAGGUUUUACUUUACUAGACAACCUA